This is a messenger RNA of Cylindrotheca closterium, 1224 nucleotides long. The record is from the annotation of a GenBank genome assembly. Lineage: Eukaryota; Bacillariophyta; Bacillariophyceae; Bacillariales; Bacillariaceae.
AUGGGAUCCAUGGCUACUGUGCUUCAGGACCCAGUCACUCUGACUAACUGUGUCCUCAUUGACCAUGAUGAUUUUGAUACAUACAGGGCCUCCAGCGCAUUCAUCGUGUUCCGCAGCCGCACCAUCCCACAGCCUCUCGUCUCCAAGCCAUCUAGACGUUCACCAGCUGAGGAAUUUGAUCGGGGCAUUAAUCUAGAUGCUAGUCUUUAUCCAACUUUGUCCAAUAAUAGGCAAUGGGAUAGUCAUCAUGACAAACGCCUCACCUCUGAAGAGGAACAUCCUCAAUACCCUAGCCUUGCUGAGCCUUUUGUCCCUGAUCUUGCAUCAGUUGACCUCGGGCUCGACCUUGAGCCUGAUCCCGUUGUUGACCUCAAGACCAAAAGCCGACAUGGUACCCUUGAUCUCUCAUCAGUCGACCUUGAGCCUGAUCCCAUUGUUGACCCCGAGACCAAAAGCCGACAUGGUACCCUCGACAAGGAUCAUGUCCAGUAUCCUUGUCUUGUUGAGCCGGUUGCUACUGAUCUUGCAUCAGUUGACCUUGAGCCCGAUCCUCUUGCCUACCGAGCUUGUCUGGCAUCUUUGGCAACACUUCCUUGUAAGACAUCUCUUUGCACUGCAAAGUUAGAAGCUGCUGGUUCCAACAAUCAGCCUCCUGCGCAACCACCUCCAUCCCCCCAACAUUCUGUCAACUUCCAUGAGAUGUUGACUACUACCGAUUUUCUCUCACAGUUCCAGCACUCGAGCAUGGGGAGGAGUGAAAAUGCAGAUACUCUGACUUCUGUAACAAGUGAAGAGACCAAAUCAGACAGGUUGGCUCUGGUCCCAGCAACCAAGUAUCGUGAACAAAGUCCAUUUGAUAGAGUGGACAUCCUUACUAAGAGUAAUACAACAGUCACUACUCUGAAGGAUUCUCCUGCCUUAGAUGAUGCUAUUGGUUUCUUUGAAACUCAUCACUGUGUCAUGCCAACAAAUGGUCUGUACAAACUACAUCCUGGACAAGCUUCUGAUCUUGAUUGGUUGGAAUGUAACAUGGCUGGUCUAUUUGAUUUAGAUCCUGCCCAUGUGCCACAACUUAGACCACCAGAUUUUGAAGCUUACAAGUCAGGCAGGCAACCAUCUGUUCUGUUUGUUCCUGAAACGCCUAUCAACUUUGUCAUUGAGUCUACUCCACUGCAAGACAAACCCAUAGACUUGACUUGCAAGUUGUCAUCCUCUGAACCUUGA